AUGAGAGCACACUUAACCUUUUUGCUUUUCUUGAUACCAUUCAGCUUAAUCAAUUCCAGCUCAAAUAUUUUUUUGGUCAAUGGCUACUGUCAAGGCCAUGAACGUUCUUUGUUGCUCCAUUUGAAAAACAGCCUGAUAUUCAACCCCGCAAAAUCUUCAAAGCUAGUUAAUUGGAACCAAAAUGAUGAUGAUUGUUGCCAAUGGAAUGGGGUAACUUGCAUAGAGGGGCAUGUUACAGCCCUUGAUCUUAGUCAUGAGUCUAUUUCCGGAGGACUUAAUGCUUCAAGUUCUCUUUUCAGCCUGCAAUAUCUGCAGAGUUUGAAUUUAGCUUUAAAUGACUUUCAUUCUAUGAUGCCUCAAGAGCUGCAUCAACUUCAGAAUUUGAGGUAUUUGAACUUCUCCAACGCUGGCUUUCAAGGACAGAUCCCUACGGAAAUUUUUCACCUCAAAAGGUUGGUCACUCUUGAUUUGUCUUCUUCAUUUACUUCACAUCACGUCCUCAAACUUGAGAAUCCAAAUAUAGGGAUGUUUAUGAAAAACUUCACAGAUAUCACAAAAUUGUAUCUAGAUGGUGUAGCAAUAUCAGCCAGUGGAGAAGAAUGGGGUCGUUCUUUAUAUCCAUUGGGGGGCCUUCGUGUUCUAAGCAUGUCAUCAUGCAAUCUCUCUGGACCUAUUGAUUCUUCGCUAGCAAGGCUUCAGUCACUCUCUGUUCUAAAAUUGAGUCACAAUAAUUUGUCUAGCAUAGUGCCAGACUCCUUUGCAAAUUUCUCCAAUUUAACAACCCUACAAAUCAGUAGUUGUGGCUUGAAUGGUUUUUUCCCAAAAGAUAUCUUCCAAAUCCACACAUUAAAGGUCCUUGACAUAUCAUACAAUCAAAAUCUUAAUGGUUCUUUGCCAGAUUUCUCAACACUUGCAUCUCUUAAGUACUUAAAUCUUGCCGAUACAAAUUUCUCAGGACCACUUCCAAAUACUAUCUCCAAUCUGAAGCACCUGUCGACUAUUGAUCUAUCUCACUGCCAAUUCAAUGGAACACUUCCCAGUUCAAUGUCUAAGCUCACCCAACUUGUUUAUCUAGACUUGUCAUUUAAUAACUUCACAGGCUUACUCCCUUCUUUAAGCAUGUCCAAGAACCUCAGAUAUAUAUCCCUCCUUCGAAAUUAUUUAAGUGGAAAUUUACCAUCAAAUCAUUUUGAGGGCCUCAUAAAUCUUGUUAGCAUCAAUUUAGGGUUCAAUUCUUUCAACGGGAGUGUGCCAUCAUCUGUUCUUAAGCUCCCAUGUUUGAGAGAACUGAAGCUUCCCUAUAAUAAGCUUAGUGGUAUCUUGGGUGAAUUUCACAAUGCUUCUUCACCUCUAUUGGAGAUGAUAGAUUUGUCCAAUAAUUAUUUACAAGGCCCUAUUCCAUUAUCUAUCUUUAACCUUCAAACACUUCGUUUCAUUCAACUUUCUUCCAACAAGUUUAAUGGUACAGUAAAGUUGGACGUCAUUAGAAAGUUAAGUAAUUUAACUGUAUUAGGGCUAUCAUAUAACAAUCUUUUGGUUGAUGUCAACUUCAAAUAUGAUCAUAACAUGUCAUCCUUUCCAAAGAUGAGAAUUCUAGAUUUGGAAUCUUGUAAGCUGUUACAAAUUCCUAGUUUCUUGAAAAACCAAUCCACAAUAUUAUCUAUUCACAUGGCUGACAAUAACAUUGAAGGACCAAUACCUAAGUGGAUUUGGCAACUUGAAUCUCUUGUUAGCUUGAAUCUUUCCCAUAAUUAUUUUACAGGUUUGGAAGAAAGUUUUUCGAACUUCAGUUCUAACCUUAACACUGUUGAUCUAAGUUAUAACAACCUCCAAGGGCCAAUUCCUUUAGUUCCAAAGUACGCCGCUUAUUUGGACUAUUCAAGCAACAACUUCAGCUCUAUCAUUCCACCAGACAUUGGGAACCACCUCCCUUACAUGACUUUUAUGUUUCUUUCAAACAACAAAUUUCAAGGACAAAUCCAUGAUUCUUUUUGUAAUGCAACUAGUCUAAGGUUGCUAGAUCUUUCCCAUAAUAACUUUCUCGGGAAAAUUCCCAAGUGUUUUGAAGCACUGAGUAGCAAUCUAAGAGUGUUGAAUUUCGGUGGAAACAAGCUCCGAGGUCAAAUUCCUAGUAGUAUGUUUCCAAAUUUAUGCGCACUAAGGUUUGUUGAUCUAAAUGACAAUCUUUUAGGAGGUCCUAUACCAAAAUCCUUGAUCAAUUGUAAGGAACUACAAGUCUUAAACCUUGGAAAGAAUGCAUUAACAGGCAGAUUUCCAUGUUUUCUAAGUAAAAUUCCAACAUUGAGAAUCAUGGUUUUAAGGUCAAAUAAGCUGCAUGGGUCUAUCAGAUGCCCAAAUAGCACUGGUUAUUGGAAGAUGCUUCAUAUCGUUGAUCUAGCACGCAAUAACUUCAGUGGCAUGAUAUCAUCUGCACUCUUAAAUAGUUGGCAAGCAAUGAUGCGUGACGAAGACGUGCUUGGACCAGAAUUCGGCAGUUUGUUUUUUGAAGUUUAUGAUAACUAUCACCAAAUGGGUUUUAAGGAUGUAGUACGGAUGAUGGAAAAAUUUUGUGCUAAGCAAGUGGCCCAACUUCUUUUAAAUAUGUCCCAUUCUGAUCUGUAUCAAGUAUUCUCUGACAGGACCGCAGAACAUGUGGAUCUUGGUCGUUAUCAGGAGUCAAUUAUUAUUGUCAACAAAGGUCAUCAGAUGAAGCUUGUCAAAGUUCAAACGGCUUUCACUUAUGUGGAUAUGUCAAGCAAUUACUUAGAGGGACAAAUACCUGAUGAGUUAAUGCAAUUCAAGGCAUUGAUGGCUCUAAACUUGUCACAUAAUGCAUUAACGGGACAUAUACCAUCAUCAGUGGAGAAUUUAAAGCAUCUUGAGUGUAUGGACUUGUCAAACAACUCCUUGAAUGGAGAGAUUCCUCAAGGGCUUUCAAGUCUAUCUUUCCUAGCAUAUAUGAACCUCUCGUUCAAUCACCUCGUGGGGCGAAUUCCUUUGGGUACUCAAAUUCAAUCAUUUGAUGUAGACUCCUUCAAAGGGAAUGAAGGGUUAUGUGGACCUCCACUGACCACCAAUUGCGACGAUGGCGGAGUGCAAGGGCUGCCACCACCAGCAUCCGAGUUAUCUCCUUGUCAUAAUGACAGUUCAAUUGAUUGGAAUUUCUUAAGUGUGGAGUUGGGAUUUAUUUUUGGCCUUGGAAUUUUCAUCCUCCCCCUUGUUUGCUUGAUGAAAUGGAGGUUGUGGUAUUCCAAUCAUGCAGAUGAAAUGCUUCACAGGUUCAUCCCCCAGCUAGAUUUUGUGUAUGAACAGCAUGAAGGGAAGAGGUGUAGAUCUCUAAGGUGGAGGUACUAG
This is a messenger RNA of Medicago truncatula (barrel medic), 3354 nucleotides long. Its product is annotated as receptor-like protein 7. Gene Ontology annotation, molecular function: protein binding. The record is from RefSeq and is a predicted model, not a curated record. The coding region runs from base 1 to 3354 and encodes 1117 amino acids. Lineage: Eukaryota; Viridiplantae; Streptophyta; Magnoliopsida; Fabales; Fabaceae. The transcript has a single exon.